Molecule: messenger RNA, 1365 nt
Organism: Macroventuria anomochaeta
Lineage: Eukaryota; Fungi; Ascomycota; Dothideomycetes; Pleosporales; Didymellaceae
Exons: 1
Coding region: 200-1336 (378 amino acids)
Biological process (GO): positive regulation of proteasomal ubiquitin-dependent protein catabolic process; protein polyubiquitination; ubiquitin-dependent protein catabolic process
Cellular component (GO): ubiquitin ligase complex; cytoplasm
Molecular function (GO): ubiquitin protein ligase activity; zinc ion binding; ubiquitin conjugating enzyme binding
Source: RefSeq, a predicted model, not a curated record
CUCAGCCGCGUUUAGAGGGAAUUGGCAGCCUUGAGUCAUCGUCCAUCGUCAUAACUAGCAAGUUAAGUACAAGUUCUUGGUUCUGUUCGUUCUCGGUUUUCUACCUCCGCUUGACCUGGUGACCUCUCACGUGCACGUCAUCCCAUCUUCUAUUCUUACUCCAUCUGAAGUCGUCAAUCUCACUACCACCAUCGAUAACAUGGCUCGUACCAUAAACAGUACAAGACGAGUACUUCGCGCCAAGUCUCACUGCGGCAAGGGUUAUAGAAGGUCGUUUGGGAUCCCUGCGCCCUCUAUCUCAACGAUAGUCACACGCUCUCAGACCAAGGCUCUUGCGCAAACACCCUCAAAACCCAAGUUUGGCAAAGGAGCAAAAACAACAAAGCGCCGCAAGCGUCUCGACCCCUGGUACCCCAAGCGCAAAGUCAACAAGAACCCCAAACCCCGCGCUCCACAACCAACACACUUCACAUGUCGGAUAUGCAUCUCGCACCUCCCCAGCGCGGACUUCAUCCGCUGGAUACCUCCCAAGCGCGCUAGAUACAGUGUACCGCUAGAUGUACCGCUUCCAUGCGUACCCCAUCUCGCCCGCAACCCCUCCCGUCGAAACAUCGACCCUAUCUGCAAGACCUGCGUAGGAUCCUUCAUGGCAGCCCAGCUCGAUACGCUCGGCGCCCGCAGAGUCGGGGUAGGGUGUAUCGAGCCCGGAUGUGAGACGCCCUGGCCCUGGGAAAUGGUGAUAAAGUACUUCCCCGUCUCCAAACUCGAAGCAUACAACCUCGCCUCCUUCGAACACUGGCGUACCGAUGCCGGGCUCUCCACCUGCCUCUCGCCCACCUGCGACUCCACUGGGCUCCUCGACCCCUCCGCGCCAGGCUAUCCGCAAGUCCAAUGCAACUCCUGCACCUUCCGCAGCUGCGCAUCCUGCCUUACGCCAUGGCACCUGGAUCAGACGUGCGCCGAAGUCAGCGCUGCCGCGAUGAAUGCCCAGAUGAGCGACGCUGAGAAAGACACCCUCGCGCUCAUGCAAUCUAAAGACGGCAAACGGUGUCCCAACUGCCAGCUCGUGAUCGAGAAAGACGGUGGGUGUCCGUCUAUGUACUGUGUUGGGUGUAAGAAGUAUUUCAACUGGGAGACAGCAGCGAGCGCUGUGCCGGGCACGAAGAAAGCGCUGCCGGUCGCGAGUGGGCAGGGAUACUGGCAGAUACCUGGGACGGUGGUGUGUGAGCUUGAUGGGCUGGAGGGGAAGGUACCUCCCGUGGACAUAAGUGCUUAUAAUUUUGGUGCGUUUCCGAUUCCGAUGCCUCUGCCUGAUGAGGACGAUAUGGAUCUGUAAGAUUCAUUGGGGGGGGGGGGGAUGUUACG